AUGUGUCUUUACGUCGGCAACUUUUACGACUGCAACCACGUCCGCUUCGAGGUCCAUCUCUUCUGCCGAGCCUUGCUCUGCGAGCUGACUCGCAUCAACGACCCAGUUGAGCGCACUUGUUUCGACCUGCCAUUCAACCCAGACAUCCCUGGCUGUGAGCCACACGCAGCCACUGCUGCCAACUCAGUUGAGCUUGCCUGGGAUGGUUGUGGGGCCGCGAACCGGAGCAAUGUAGUGCAGUGGGUGAUAUGUGUGGACGUGUGCGAGGAUUGUUCCGACAGGCUGUGA
Messenger RNA from Penicillium riverlandense, 288 nucleotides. RefSeq lists its product as uncharacterized. The coding region runs from base 1 to 288 and encodes 95 amino acids. Lineage: Eukaryota; Fungi; Ascomycota; Eurotiomycetes; Eurotiales; Aspergillaceae. The record is from RefSeq and is a predicted model, not a curated record. The transcript has a single exon.